Molecule: messenger RNA, 671 nt
Organism: Dermacentor andersoni
Lineage: Eukaryota; Metazoa; Arthropoda; Arachnida; Ixodida; Ixodidae
Source: RefSeq, a predicted model, not a curated record
AUUUUUUUCCUGCUUCGCCACAGAGGAGAAUCCGCGACAGAACCGGCAGCAGCGCUCCUACACCAUCGCGACGCCUUCCGAGCGUGGCAUCGUCACAGAGCCUUCUUCGUACUGUGGCAGCGAUGACGACACGGAUGCUGAUGGGCCCAGCGCCGCCAGCCGCCUGGCGUUCACGGUGGGCGCUGUGGCUGUCCACUCGAUCCUCGAAGGCCUUGCGAUCGGGAUCCAGGAGAAUGCUAUCAAGCUGGUAUGGCUGGUCGUUGGCGUGUACAUGCGCGGGACACUGAUGACAGUGGCCGUGGCACUAAACGCAGCUGCCAUGGAACACAGCUCCGUCGUUGCUGCCAGUGCAGGGCUCGUGGUUGCCAGCACAGUGCCCGCUGGACAGGUGCAUGCUUGGCACCAUGGGGGUGACCAGUUUCACUCAUUGUGCGCAGAGUUUGGCUCGCUAUGCAAAGUUCAGCAACUAACAUAUCAUGUGUCCUCUGCAAACGUUUCUAUUAAGCCAGGCCUCCACAGAGCCAGAAACCGACAAACUUUAGGUGUCUGCCACGCAGCAGUGGCCGUCCGUCACCCAGCGUCCAAAAACAAGUCUGUUUCUCCGUCGACCUGCUCUCACCAGAUACAGUAGAACCUCGAUACGAUCCCAUUAUGUAAGAUUUCCCGGCGCC